Molecule: messenger RNA, 1797 nt
Organism: Ixodes scapularis (black-legged tick)
Lineage: Eukaryota; Metazoa; Arthropoda; Arachnida; Ixodida; Ixodidae
Product: chitinase-3-like protein 1
Exons: 9
Coding region: 289-1686 (465 amino acids)
Biological process (GO): carbohydrate metabolic process; chitin catabolic process
Cellular component (GO): extracellular region
Molecular function (GO): chitinase activity; chitin binding
Source: RefSeq, a predicted model, not a curated record
UUGAGCCAUUUUGGUCUCAAAAUCAUGGGUGCCAGUUACCGAAAGUUUUAUGUGAAAUUGUGGCAAACGGUUUUCCAUGCUUCAGAUAUGUUAACACAGUCCGCCACAAAGCAAAAGCUCAGCUAGUCGACUUUAUUUUUUUUUUAAUCCACGAACGUCCUUUUUUGUUUCCCACUUGACGCAACCCCAAAGCAGGUGAAAGAGUUCCUUCUCGAAGUCAGUCGUCUGGCAACUUUAUCCAGGUGUAAGGCCCAGUGCAGAACUCUCAUCUUGCGGUUGGACUUCGGUAUGAGGGCUAUGAACGCAGCAAUCGUUAUUUUGUCAUUGGCCGCCGUCGCGUGCAGCGCCAGUGCACAAAGAACGCCCAGCCAGAAGGUUUUUCUGUGCUACUGGGCAAGCUGGUCCCACUAUCGCGUUGGCAAUGGCAAGUUCUCGGCCAAGCAGAUGGAGUCGACACCGUGCACCCACCUCAUCUACGCGUACGCGAAGAUCAUGAACGGUGUCAUUGCACCGAUGGAUCCACAUCUGGAGAUCCAGGGCAACGGAAUGUAUAGACGGUUUAACGCCCUGAAGAGGUCAAGUCGGGGCCUGAAGACACUCAUCUCCGUCGGAGGCUGGACAGAGGGAUCGCAAAGGUUUUCCAAGAUGGCGUCCAGCCAGCGUGGACGCCGGACCUUCGUGGACAGCGUCGAACGUUUUUUGGACCGCCACGGCUUUGACGGAAUCGACAUCGACUGGAGAUACCCGACUCAAAGAGGAGGAUCUUCGGAAGACAAAGAGAACUUUGCGCUGUUGCUCGAGGAUUUGAGAGGGACCAUGGACAAGAAGCACCGCACACUGACGGUCACCGUGCCCGCAUUGAAACAGACGAUCAGCGCAGCGUAUGAUGUCUCCGAGCUUUCAAAGCAUGUUGACUUCAUGAGCGUCACCGCCUUCGACCUGUUUGGUCCGUGGAACAGCUUCACCGGGCACCCCGCUCCGCUCCGGGGCAGAACUGACGACUCGAGCCACACCCUGAACGUGGAAACCAGUAUCGAGAAUUGGAUCUCGGAAGGAGUCGACGUGAGCAAACUCGUGCUCGGUAUGCCACUGUACGGCCGAACCUACACCCUGGAAGACCCCAGUGAACACGGCUUCAAUGCACCAACGUCAGGACCCGGUAAAUCUGGGCCCUUCACCAAGGAAGCGGGGAUGCUCGGCUACAAUGAGAUCUGCACAUUCCUCUCUUCUCGUGGCUGGGACGUGACGCGGGACCCCGACGUCAACGCACCAGUGAUGGUGAAGGGCGAUCAGUGGAUUGGUUUCGACGACGCCGGAAGCCUCACUAAAAAGGUUGAGUUGGCGCUGCAAAAGGGACUCGCUGGAGCCAUGGUAUGGUCCAUCGACACGGACGACUUCAGAGGCCAGUGUGGGUGGGAAAAGAACCCGCUUCUGGAAGCCAUUCGGAAAGCCCUAAAGCUCAACACUGACGAGACCGACCCAAGAACGCGCGCGCCUACAGGUCUUCCAUGUAAAACCGAAACCCGCGAGAAGUUCACGUGUACCAAGGAGGGGUUCUUUUCCCGCCCGGUAAGCGACCGGAGGUACAUCCAGUGCGUGAAGAGAGGCGGAAGGCUUGAGGCAAGAGAGAUGGAAUGUCCGAGUGGUACCGUUUUUGAUGAAAUGAGCGCUAAGACGCGUGAAUAAACCUGGCCUAAGGCGGAUUCUUAAAAGGGGGCAGGGGGGAAGAGGUGUUCUUUCCCCACUCCUCAACCCCCAAGGGCGACAUUUUAUGAAUAAAAGAGACAUACAAAUGCC